AUGGCGAUCGCGCGCGCGGUGGAACUCGGUGUCGCCGUCGCGGGCGUCUUCGCCGCGUUCGGCGCGUUCGCGGUCGCGCAGGAGGACGUGUACAAGCGAACGUACGGCGAUGGGAGAUUCGCGGCGACGUUUUUCGUCCUGGCGUGCGAGCGCGCGGUGAACUGCGCGUUCGCGCUCUUGGGAUUGAUUCUCGUCGGUGGAUCAGGAGUCGUCGUCCCUCGCAGAGACGUGCUGAGUAGUGGGGCGUCACAGAUGCUCGCGAUGGCGGCGAGCAACGAGGCGCUGCGAUACGUCUCGUACCCGACGCAAGUGCUCGGAAAGUCGUGCAAAAUGGUCCCGGUCGUCGUCGGGGGGCUGGUUCUCGGUGGAAGGACGUUCACGGCGUCGCAGUACAUGAGCACGGCGUUUAUCACGAUCGGGGUGGUGGUGUUUAACUUGGGGGCGGACGCGAGGAGGGCGAGCGGCGUCGACAGCGCGUACGGACUUACCCUGAUUGGAGUGUCGCUGGUCAUGGACGCCAUCACGGGAGGCUUGCAAGAUCGCGUGAAGAGAUCGACGAAAGCGCUGAAUCAGGGGCGGGCGAACGCGAGACCGAGCGUGUACGAGAGCAUGCUGUACACCAAUCUGAGCGGCGCCGUGGUCGCCGUUGGCUUCGCGCUCGUCACCAGACAGAUGGAGACCGGUUUACGCGCGUGCCUUGAGCACGCCGAACUCGCCCGUGCUGUGCUCGUGUACUCGUUUGCGAGUGCCAUCGGCCAGAACUUCAUAUAUUACACCAUCACCAAUUUUGACGUUCUCGUGCUCACAACGGUGACGACAACGCGCAAAAUUUUCUCCACAGUGUACUCCGUGUUCAGGGAUCCUAGCAACGAAUUGAACCGGACGCAGUGGUUUGGAUGCAGCUUGGUGUUCACAUUCCUCGCCCUCGACGCGGUGACGUCGUCUCUUCGCUCGGGUGUCGCGCGUAAGACGGCCGACGUCACAAAGUCGGCUCCGUCCAAGUCUCAAAAAGCGCUCGACAGCGCCUCCAGCACGACCAUUCGUCGUCGUUCCGCGCGUCGAGCGUCCUAG
Molecule: messenger RNA, 1071 nt
Organism: Ostreococcus tauri
Lineage: Eukaryota; Viridiplantae; Chlorophyta; Mamiellophyceae; Mamiellales; Bathycoccaceae
Product: UAA transporter
Exons: 1
Coding region: 1-1071 (356 amino acids)
Biological process (GO): UDP-galactose transmembrane transport
Cellular component (GO): Golgi membrane; endoplasmic reticulum membrane
Molecular function (GO): UDP-glucose transmembrane transporter activity; UDP-galactose transmembrane transporter activity
Source: RefSeq, a predicted model, not a curated record